Molecule: messenger RNA, 1710 nt
Organism: Dictyostelium discoideum AX4
Lineage: Eukaryota; Evosea; Eumycetozoa; Dictyosteliales; Dictyosteliaceae
Exons: 1
Coding region: 1-1710 (569 amino acids)
Source: RefSeq, a predicted model, not a curated record
AUGAAUACAUACUCUAGUUUAUUAUUUUACAAUGAAAAUAAUAAUAAAGUUUUAAUGGUUAAAAAUAAUAUAAAUAAAUUAUAUAAAGCUGUGCCACAUAGUUUCUUUGGUUUCCCAUCAUUAACAUCACCAGAACCAACUCAAUUACAUGAGCAACAACAACAACAACAACAACAACAAUUACAACAAAAAGAUUCAUUAUCAAAUAAAAACUGUUGUAAUAAUGAAAAAUUAUUAUUAAAUAAUAAAUUUUAUUCAAAUCAAUUACAAUUAGAUAAAAUUGAAAAAGUAUUUAAUAAUAAAAAUUCAUUUAAACGUGAUAAUAUUUAUUAUUUAGGAUCAUUGGUAACACCAUAUUAUUUGGAACAAGUGAAGAGAUGUUAUUUCGAUUAUUAUUUAAUAAUUGUUAAAGAUAGUAAUUGUAUAAAUAAGAAUAAAUUGGAGACUAUUUUAGUGGAUUCAAUAUCACCAACGGAUCCAGCAUCAUCAGGUGGUACCAAAGAGAAAACAUUGGAGAUUUCAAUGGAAUGGAAGGAACCAAUGGAAUUCUUGAGGGAAUUCAAUUCACAUCGUAAAUUCAUUACACCAGAAACACAAUAUCUCCUAAAGAUGUUAUCACUAUUCUCAAAGACAAACAAUGACCUAUUGACCAUCAGUGAAGAUAAAAAUAACCUUGGUAUCACUAUACCAUUGGAGUUCGCUCCUCAUAUUGAAAGUAUACCAGUACGUUCAAACACUUUACAUCCAUUCAAUUCAACCAAUCUAAUCAUCUCUCAAAAUGAUACUCAUAUACUUUUAGUUGAUCCUGGUGCAAAUAAAGAAGGUUCUAUUCAUAUGUGUAAUAUAAUAGAAAAGAAAUUAUUAAAAUAUUUAAAAAAGUUUAUUAAAAAUAAUAUUGAAAUUAAAAAUGAUGAAAAUUCAAAUAAUGUUAAUAAUGAACAAAGAGAAGAAGAACAACAACAACAAGAAGAAGAAGAAGAAGAAGAAAAUAAAAAAAUAUUAGAAGGUAAAAAUAUAUCAAUUUUCAUUACACAUAAUCAUAAAGAUCAUUGGGAAGGUAUUGGUAUUUUAGAGAAACAUUUCCCAGAGGCAACAAUUUAUGCUCAUGAGAAAACUUUAAAGAAUAUUGAAAGUGGUUUAAAAAAGGUACAAGUUUCUGGUUUUCAAUUAAAGGAUAAAGAGAGUGUUGAUAGCUUUUUAAAUGAAAUUAAAACUCCAACUGAAAUUAAACAAUUGGAUUGUCAUACAAAUGAAAAGCUUUACAUUGGUAAUGGUGGUGAUAGAAUUUUUCAUAUAGUUUCAACACCUGGUCACACUGAUGAUUCUUUGUGUCUUUUUGAGAAUAAUAGUAAAACUUUGAUUGCUGGUGAUCAUAUUGUUGGUUUCGGUAGUUCAGUAUUGGAUUUUCAUACAGGUGAUAUGGUUGAAUAUAUAGAUAGCACUCAUGGUAUGAUCAAUUAUCUUUGUCCAAAGGUUGCAAUUCCUGCUCAUGGUCCUUUAAAUUUCGAUCCAAUCGUCCUCUUAAAUAAUUACAUCAAGCAUCGUUUACUUCGUGAAGAAGAAAUCUUAAAUGCUUAUAAAUCUGGUAAAACUUCACUCACUGAAAUCUUAGAUAUCGUUUAUGGUAGUCUUGAACCAACUUUAUCAUUUAUGGCAUUGGGAAAUAUUAAAUUACAUUUACAAAAAUUACAAAAAGAAAAUAAAAUCUAA